AUGGCUUCAUCCAGGCAGCCGACAGCCGUCUUCCUCCUCGUCCACCUCCUUCUCUUCCUCCACGUCGAGACGGCAGCGCCGCCGCCGGCCGCCGUUGUGAGGACGCUCUGUAAAGCCACACUCUACCGGGGGCUCUGCAACCGGCGCAUGUCGAAGCUUCCCCCGUCGGUGACUCGAAGCCCCACCAAACUCGCCGGCGCCGCGGUGGGCCUCGCUCUGGGAUCGGCCGAGUCCGCUUCCGCUCACCUGAAGAGUCUCUCCGCCGCCGUAGGGAAGAAGAGCGGGCGGCUACAGGACUGCGUGGAGAACAUGCGGGACUGCGCGGACCGGCUGCGGGAAUCGGUCCGGGAGCUGGCCCAACUCGGUCGACCCGGCAGCCCCGGGUUCGUGUUCCGAGUGGACAACGUCCAGACUUGGGUCAGCGCGGCGCUAACCGACGCGGACACUUGCCUGGGGGAGCUGCCGCCGGCGCCGGCGGCAGCGGAGAAAGUCAGCCACGCCAUGCAGAUGACGAGCAACGCGCUGGUCUUCGUCAACAGCCUCGCAGCCAAGAACUGA
This is a messenger RNA of Spirodela intermedia, 558 nucleotides long. The record is from the annotation of a GenBank genome assembly. Lineage: Eukaryota; Viridiplantae; Streptophyta; Magnoliopsida; Alismatales; Araceae.